CUUAAUACUCUUUCCAUUCACUUUUUCACACAUCGAGCACCCCCCAUCCCUCCCUCCUCUCCCACUUUUUCCUUUCCAUUUUUCACGUAUCGAGCACUCCCCAUCCAUCUCUCCUUACCCACUUUCCUCUCCUGUCUGCUGUUUACUUUCUCCUUUCCAUAUGAUCGGCAUCUGAUGGCUUCCUUGGAGGACAUAGCAGUUUCCGCCUUCAUCAACAUUUUGAGCGCCAUCGGCUUCCUCCUCGCUUUCGCUGUGCUGAGAGUUCAGCCCAUUAACUCUAGAGUUUACUACCCGAAGUUGUACAUAAAUGGCUCGAGGGGUUCGCCUCGAGGGUCCAUGAAUGGGGUCCUCCGAUUUGUCAAUUUCAACAUCUGGAGCUACGUCGUCAGCUUCUUGAGCUGGAUGCCGGAGGCGCUUAAGAUGAGCCAGACGGAGGUCAUUCAGCACGCCGGCCUCGAUUCCGCUAUCUAUCUCCGGAUUUACAUUCUUGGCUUAAAGGUCUUUGUGCCUUUGACAAUCGCCGCACUAUUGGUUAUAAUACCAGUCAAUGUAUCCAGUGAAACAUUACACGAUCUCAAGAAAGAUGUUCUUUUCAGUGACAUUGAUAAGCUCUCCAUUUCAAAUGUCAAACCAGGAUCUGAAAGGUUUUGGGUUCACCUCAGCAUGGCGUACAUAUUCACCUUAUGGACUUCCUAUAUGCUUUACACGGAAUAUGAUAAUGUAGCUUUUAUGCGCUUGCAUUUCUUGGCAUCACAACACCGUCGUGUGGAGCAAUUCACUGUAGUUGUCAGAAAUGUUCCUCAAAUCUCAGGUCAUUCCAUUGCAGAGAGUGUGGAUCAUUUCUUUCGGAAGAAUCAUCCUGACCACUACCUGAGUCACCAGGCUGUUUACAAUGCAAACAAAUUCGCUAAACUUGUGAGGCAAAAGGGAAGGCUGCAAAACUGGCUGGAUUAUUACCAGCUCAAAUUUGAACGAAAUCCAGAUAAACGGCCAACCAGAAAGAUUGGCUUUCUUGGCCUUUAUGGUCACAGAGUAGAUUCAAUUGAUUAUUAUAGGCGAAGGAUCAAUGCACUUGACAGAAGAAUAGCAUCAGAGCAUCAGAAAAUUUUUAAAGAUCCCAAAGCUAUUCUGCCAGUUGCUUUUGUCACAUUUGGGUCCAGAUGGGGAGCAGCAGUGUGUGCGCAGACACAACAAAGCAAGAAUCCAACACUUUGGUUAACUGAAUGGGCACCUGAACCACGUGAUGUCUACUGGAAGAAUCUUGCAAUACCUUUUGUUUCUCUCAGCAUCCGAAGGCUAAUCAUCACGAUAGCUGUAUUUUCUCUGGUGUUCUUUUACAUGAUCCCCAUUACUUUUGUGCAAUCCCUUGCAAAUCUUGAAGGCCUUGAAAAAGUUGCUCCUUUUCUCAGGCCAGUCAUAGAACUUACUUUAAUCAAAUCAUUCUUGCAAGGCUUUCUGCCCGGUUUGGCCUUGAAAAUCUUUCUAUACAUCCUUCCGACCAUUCUGAUGAUUAUGUCAAAAGUUGAAGGUUACUUGUCACUUUCUGCACUGGAAAGAAGGGCUGCCUCUAAAUACUAUUAUUUUAUGUUGGUGAAUGUAUUUCUCGGAAGCAUUAUAGCAGGAACUGCCUUUGAACAACUGUAUUAUUUUCUUCAUCAGUCACCCACACAGAUUCCAAGAACUAUUGGAGUAUCCAUACCAAUGAAAGCCACAUUCUUUAUGACAUACAUAAUGGUUGACGGGUGGGCUGGAGUUGCUGGUGAGAUUCUUCGGUUGAAGCCACUCGUGAUAUAUCAUCUGAAAAACAUGUUCCUUGUCAAAACAGAUAGGGAUAGAGAUAAGGCCAUGGAUCCAGGCAGCAUUGGUCUUCCUGAGAAUCUUCCCACAUUGCAACUUUAUUUUCUUCUUGGACUAGUGUAUGCUGUGGUUACUCCCAUCCUUCUCCCUUUUGUUCUUGUAUUCUUCAUCUUCGCUUUCCUUGUUUAUAGACACCAGAUUAUCAACGUUUACAACCAAGAAUAUGAAAGUGCUGGAGCAUUUUGGCCUCAUGUACACAGCCGAAUUAUUGCAAGCUUGUUGAUAUCCCAACUACUACUCCUUGGUUUACUGAGCACAAAGAAAGCUGCGCACUCCACCCCUCUCCUCAUUAUCCUACCAGUGCUGACUGUUUGGUUUCACAAGUACUGCAAAAGCCGAUUUGAACCUGCUUUUCGAAAAUACCCUCUUGAGGAGGCAAUGGAGAAGGAUACGAUGGAGAAGGCCUCUGAGCCCAACCUUAAUCUUAAGGCUUAUUUAGCAGAUGCAUAUCUUCAUCCCAUAUUCCAAAUGUUCGAGGAUGUGGAAAUGGGAGAGGCCAGAGUUGACAAGAGCCAAACUGACCUUAAUUCACCUCAAAUAACAGAACCUAUUUCCGCACCUUCACCUCAUCAUGCCUAUGAUUUUGCUUCAUCCCCUCGAUAUCAAUAUGAUCAUGAUUCAUCGCCGCACUAUCAAUAUGAGCAUGAUGAUGAUGAUGAUGAUGAUUUAUCACCUCAUUAUGUGUAUCACCAUGAUAUAUAGUAAAGCCAUUUGCUAGAUAACAAUGCUGGCUAGAGAAUGCACUGGUCUUUUGCUUGGUUUUUAUUUUAUUUAUUCUUUUUAUCUUUAUCCAGUUGUGAAUACAAGUUAGGCAGUUGAACCAUCUUAAUAGAUUUCAUG
Messenger RNA from Phalaenopsis equestris, 2697 nucleotides. RefSeq names its product CSC1-like protein At1g32090. Gene Ontology annotation, molecular function: calcium-activated cation channel activity. NCBI's taxonomy places the organism in Eukaryota, Viridiplantae, Streptophyta, Magnoliopsida, Asparagales, Orchidaceae. Gene Ontology annotation, cellular component: plasma membrane. The transcript has 11 exons. The record is from RefSeq and is a predicted model, not a curated record. Bases 175 to 2559 code for a protein of 794 amino acids.